Messenger RNA from Eucalyptus grandis, 3163 nucleotides. RefSeq names its product phosphatidylinositol 4-kinase gamma 7. The transcript is spliced from 2 exons. NCBI's taxonomy places the organism in Eukaryota, Viridiplantae, Streptophyta, Magnoliopsida, Myrtales, Myrtaceae. Bases 984 to 2900 code for a protein of 638 amino acids. The record is from RefSeq and is a predicted model, not a curated record.
AGCCGAAGCCGCGUUGAGUCUUAUUGUGUCCAUUGGUCCCUGCUUCCCAACAGACCUGAGUGAGAGAGAGCGAAGGCUGAAGAAAACAGGACGACAACAAGGAAGACACUGAGGGAGAGAAGAGAGGAGCAAGAGAGGGUUUUGCCCCGGUUUCUGGUGGCACCCCGUGGACAAGGAAUCGCAUCCUCCACGCGACCGUGCCGGAGCUCCGGCGAUCCCCCGCCGCUCCGCCGCCGCCGCCGCCUCCGCCUCCGCCUCCGCCUCCGCCGCCGCCGCCGCCGCCGCUCGUCGCCCGCCCGCCCGCCCGCCCGCUGCUCCUCCUCGUCCGCGCGCGAGCCGUUUGCCCCGUUCUUCCCGUCCGCUGGCGCUGGCCCUCGGCCCGAUCCCGUUUCGAGGAGGCCGGGGUUUGUCUCCCGAGCUCUCCCGUUCCGGGGAGCUAGCUAUCCGCGAGCCGGGUUGCGAUUCGGAUCUCAUGAUCUGGUGAGUCCCCCGCCGACCUCAGUUUUCGAUUUGAGUCCGUUGUCUGCACCGGCGCCGUCGCGAGCCGCGGAGGCGGUCCGGUGGAAUGUCGGGGCACCGCGGCGAGAUCGUGCUCGAGUUAAUCCCGCGGCGCUAUUAGGGCGAGAUGGUUAGCAAAUCUGAAUCCGAGCUCCCGCCGCCGUGUCUAUUGACUGCUGGUUUUCCUAAUUCAUCUUCUUCCCUUUCUGUAUGGGGUCUGGCAAGAUGGCGCGCCACAUGUAGCCAAUUAGCAUCGAGCAGCCUCUGUGAUCUCUCUCCGCUGGCAUGUCUUUUGCCUCGAUUGUGGUUUCAGUGGUUGCCGAUGGGAUCUGAUAAAGGAUUUACCGAUUGAUGAUACUCACGUCGGGUUCAGUGCAUCCAUUCGUCCCCGGCGUUGCAGUCUGGUGCGAUCUUGGGAGGGAAUUGCUCUUCAGCCGCCCGCCACUGUUGCUGGCUGCGAAGCUCAGGCUCUCCCUCUCCAUUUCAUGUCUCGUGAGUUGGACAGCCCUGUCCAGACUCAGAUGGCUGUGGCUUUUUUCAAGAGCCCACUUAGCAGGGAGUACCAUGGGACUAACAGAAAUGAGGGGAAGCAACCUACUGGGAGGAGACGGGUUUUCGUGCAGACCGAAACCGGCUGUGUGCUGGGUAUGGAGCUGGAUCGCAGUGACAAUGCCCACACUGUGAAAAGGCGGUUGCAGAUCGCUCUUAAUUUCCCUAUAGAGCAGAGCUGUUUGUCUUUCGGGGACAAGGUACUGAAAAAUGAUCUCAGUGCUGUCCUAAAUGAUUCGCCACUUCUCCUUACAAGGAAUUUUCUUCAUAGGAGCUCAUCGACACCUUGUCUUUCACCAACUGGGAGGGAUAUCCAGCAUAGAGAUAAGAGUGGUCCGAUAGAAAUACUUGGCCGGUCAGAUCGAUUUGAUGAUAGAUUCAAGCAAUUGGUGGAGGACAUCGUGAAGGGGAUUAACAUGGGAGUUGAUCCACUCCCCGCUCACGGUGGUCUUGGGGGUGCGUACUACUUCCGAAAUAGUAGAGGUGAUUCUGUUGCUAUUAUAAAGCCGACUGAUGAAGAACCAUUUGCCCCCAAUAAUCCUAAAGGAUUUGUUGGCAAAGCUCUAGGACAACCGGGCUUAAAAAGAUCUGUGCGAGUUGGAGAAACAGGGAUCAGAGAGGUUGCAGCUUAUCUUCUAGACUCUGGACUUCCUGCUGAUGUGCCUCCAACUGCUCUGGUGAAGAUCACUCACCAUAUCUUCAAUAUUAAUGAUGGAGUGAAUCCUGACAAGCCAAAUAAAAAGAAGAAGGUUAGCAAGAUCGCAUCUCUUCAGCAGUUCAUACCACAUGAUUUUGAUGCCAGUGAUCAUGGGACCUCAAGCUUUCCUGUUUCUGCUGUGCAUCGAAUUGGAAUAUUAGACAUUAGAAUUUUUAACACGGACAGGCAUGCUGGAAACCUUUUAGUAAGUAAACUUGACAGCAUGGGAAGUUUUGGUCAGGUGAAACUAAUUCCUAUCGAUCAUGGCCUUUGCUUGCCAGAAACUUUGGAGGACCCAUACUUCGAGUGGAUUCACUGGCCUCAGGCUUCAAUUCCUUUUUCCGAGGAUGAAUUGGAGUACAUAGAAAAGCUGGACUAUAAAGAUGAUUGUAAAAUGCUGCAGAAGGAGCUUCCCAUGAUCCGAGAAGCUUGUCUUCGCGUGCUGACCCUCUGCACCAUUUUCCUGAAGAGAGCUGCUGCAUAUGGCCUCUGUCUUGCUGAAAUUGGUGAAAUGAUGAGCAGGGAAUUUCGCAGUGGUGAGGAAGAACCAAGUGAACUGGAGGUCGUGUGCAUUGAGGCGAGAAGGUCUAUAGCUGAGAGGGAUCUUUUGUCCCCCAAGCCAGACGUGGGAGAGGAUGAGUUUCUAUUUGAUAUUGACUGUGAGGAUAGUGAGUCAGGCGUGGAUGAUUAUAUGCAUAGAGAACGUUUUGAUUUUGGAAUAGGUAGUAAUGGCUGGAAUCCUCUGUCUAGACUGGAGGAGGCAAGCGAGGAGGAAGAAGAGAGUGAAUGUGAAGAAGAGAAGAAGAGGGAGGAUGUUGCUGGGGUUGAGGCAUUUGAGAGGCUUCCCCCAGUGUCAAAACUUUCCAUGUCCUUGAAAAACACAGUCUUGGGUAAGAAGAGUCGAAAGCAACCUAAAUAUUCUGGUAGGAUGCAGGAAAAUGGCUUCAUGGCUAAUUCGUCAUCUGGGCACAGAAGUGCAAAUGAGCAGCUUCCUCCAAGUGUAAGCUUUGUGAAUCUCGCUGACAUGAGUGAGGAUGAAUGGCUUCUGUUUCUGGAGAAGUUCCAGGAGCUGCUGGAUCCUGCAUUUGAGAACAGGAAGUCUGCUACCUUAGGCCAUAGGCAGAGGCUGAGGCUUGGGACUUCUUGCCAGUUUUGAGACUUAUAAGUUAGUGAUAUGCAGAUAAUAUUUUCCAGGAAGUGGGUUUGCGGAAGUGGAGUGUUGUUAGUAGGACUUGUAUAUUUUGCCAUCGGCUAAAUGGCAAGCUGGGUAGAAUCGUUGUAUUUUUUUUCCCCUUUUUUUCUUUCUUACAUUAGUUUUCUUGCUUUUAACUCUCACUCAUGGACUUUGUUGGAUAAAUAAUUUGUGGAAUGAAAUUAAGAAAAAGAUGAUAUGUAAAUCUAAUGGGCGUGUCUCUAUUA